AUGAAGAUUAUGUUAAAAAAUCAAUGGGUAGUGAAGCCAGCAGAGGUAACAUGGAAUGGGAUUGUGGCCUUAUCAGAAUUAGAUCAAAUUGAAAUAGCCCACGUACAAACCAUCUAUUACUACAGACCUAGCCAAGAUUGUUUUACAUCAACAUGUAACAUUCUCAAGACUUCACUAAGCAAAGCACUUGUACACUUCUAUCCACUGGCUGGCCGUUUGCGAUGGAUCGAUGGGUCCCGACUCGAGCUCGAUUGUGAUGCCUCGGGAGCCGUACUUACGGAGGCUGAAAGCGAUGCCAAGCUAGAUGAUCUCGGAGAUCAAUUCUCGCUAUCUCCGGAUCAUAUUAGCUUGUUUCCUCAUAUAGACUAUACAAUCCCAAUUUCUGAAAUCCCUUUGUUGUUUGUGAAGCUUACUAAGUUCAAGUGUGGUGCCAUUGCUCUUAGUUUUGCUAUUUCACAUGCUGUUGUUGAUGGACAAGGUGGUCCCUUUUUCUUAUCCGAAUGGGCUAGGCUUGCUCGCGGGGAACCAUUGAUGUUUGCUCCUUUUCAUGAUCGAAAAGUUCUAAAAGCCGGAGAGCCUCCGAUUGCAUCUCCAACUUUGGAUGAACAUGUACAAUUUAAUCCACCACCACUUCUAAUGGGCAAGUUCAAAAAUGAAACAAAAGGUUACAGGCUAAAACUAACAAAACAUCAAGUUGAAACGUUGAGAGAAAAAGCAAACCAAGGAAGAAAUUUAGAGGAUAGUAAAGAGCGUAGUUACACACGUUACGAAGUUAUGACUGCUCAUUUAUGGAGAUGUGCAUGUAAGGCAAGAGGUCAUAAAUUUGAGCAACUUACUAGUUUAUCCAUUUGUGUUAACAUACGUAGUAAAAUGCAUCCACCUUUGCCUAAAACCUACUUUGGCAAUGCCAUCAUUGAUGUCAACGUGGUCAGUGUCUCGGGUGACAUAACCUCGAGCCCAUUGGAGUAUGUUGCUAGAAAGGUUAGGGAGACCAUUGAAAUGGUGACAAGUGAUUAUGUAAACUCCGCGAUUAACUUCUUGAAAAAACAACAGGAUUUGUCAAAAUAUCAAGACAUUCAUAGAAUUAGAAACAAAGAGGGCCCUUCCUAUGGGAACCCUAAUCUUGCAGUAAUAAGUUGGAUGAGUUUGCCACUAUCAGGGUUGGAUUUUGGGUGGGGUAAAGAGAUCUAUAUGAGCCCCAGGACUUACGAAUAUGAUGGUGAUUGUGUGAUACAACCAGGGAAUGAAGGGGAUGGAUCUUGGAUUGUUGCAAUUGCUCUUCAAGUUGAUCAUGUGGAAGCUUUCAAGAAAUUCUUUUAUGAAGACAUCGAAUGUCUAAAAAAGGGUAGCCCUGUGCAAUAA
This is a messenger RNA of Capsicum annuum, 1362 nucleotides long. Its product is annotated as spermidine hydroxycinnamoyl transferase-like. Lineage: Eukaryota; Viridiplantae; Streptophyta; Magnoliopsida; Solanales; Solanaceae. Gene Ontology annotation, molecular function: acyltransferase activity, transferring groups other than amino-acyl groups. The transcript has 2 exons. The record is from RefSeq and is a predicted model, not a curated record. Bases 1 to 1362 code for a protein of 453 amino acids.